AUGCCGGCGAAACGUCUGGGAAUGUACCACGUCCACGCAUGCUUGCUUGAUCAACAUUUAGUCGAAUACCAUUCAUCGCGCUCCUCUCGGCUCAUUUCCUCUUAUGUUUACCACUCGCAUUUGCAUCUGCGGUUGGACAUCGGCACUCUCAUACAAUGCCGACGUCCACAAAAAAGUCUUCCAGCGACCGUUUCGCAAGGUCCGCUUCCAGAUAAUUUCAAUUCCUCCUCAGCGGCAUCUCUGCGUCUAAAUUCUUUUGUCCUCUAUCCCACCACUCGCUUCGGCUUCGGCCCUCAGGGACCAUACCUCAAGGAUUCAGAUCUGAAUUACAAAUAG
This is a messenger RNA of Protopolystoma xenopodis, 336 nucleotides long. The record is from the annotation of a GenBank genome assembly. Lineage: Eukaryota; Metazoa; Platyhelminthes; Monogenea; Polystomatidea; Polystomatidae.